AAAUAGGAAGGGAAUGGACGCAUGGUGCAUACCUUCCUACCUAGUAACCUAUAUUUUAUACUGACCACUAGAGUUGACCUAGAAAAGCAAUCUUCAAACAAGAUAAGUAGGUAUUAUAUUUUAGUAGUGGUAACACAAAUCUCAACGAUUAUCUGUUCUUUUUUGUUCGUGAACCGUGGUAUGCAUAAUAAUAUUAAUACGUUAACUAAUUAUUGAGUGUAUUUUGAACCUACCUAGUUUGUACUUACCUAUAUGGAUGACUGGAUACGCAUAAUAUCUUAUAUAGACGAGUCGAAGUCUAAAAAGUCAGUUGUUUCAGUAUUUGGGCAAUAACCGUUUUCGCCGUCAUGGAAAGGUGGAGGGAUAGAGUAGCCAUCGUGACCGGGGCGAGUAGCGGCAUAGGAAAAGCGAUUGCUGUAGCUCUGCUGAAAAGCGGCAUGAUUGUCGUCGGUAUUGCCAGACGAGAAGAUCUCUUGAAGAAACUAAGCGAAGAAGUCGAUAGUUAUCGAGGGAAGUUUUAUUACAAAUCAUUUGAUAUCAGAAAUGAGAAACACAUAACCGAAUGCAUUCAGUGGACCGUAACCACUUGUGGAAGUAUCGACGUGCUGAUUAACAAUGCUGGAGUCUAUGAUGAAACGGAAUUAGUUGAUGAAUCGAUGGACCACGGAAAAAUGAUCAUGGAGACAAAUUAUUUGGCAGGAUGUAUUUUCACUAAAGAAGUGAUAAACGAGAUGAAACUGAAGGGUAUUGACAAUGGACACAUUAUCAAUAUAAAUAGCGUGGCAGGCCAUUAUAGAGCUGAACCAAUAAAAGCACUUAUUCAUAACGCCAGCAAACAUUGUAUAACAUUAACAACUGAUAGUAUUAGAAGGAUGUUGGUUAACGAGGGGAGUAAAAUUAAAAUAACGAGUUUAAGUCCAGGAGUGACUAUUAAAGAGUCAACAGAACAACAGUUAAAAUCAAUCCCUGAUAUGACAUAUCUAGAAACUCAAGAUAUUGCUAAUGCCACACUUUACAUUUUAGGAACACCGCCGAAUGUUCAAGUUUGUGAAUUGACAAUUCGAUCUGUUGGAGAAACCAUGUAUUAAUAUUUGAAUAAAAACAACAAUUGUUGAAUUGCAAUAAAAUACAAAAAAAACAUUAA
Messenger RNA from Myzus persicae (green peach aphid), 1144 nucleotides. Its product is annotated as farnesol dehydrogenase-like. Lineage: Eukaryota; Metazoa; Arthropoda; Insecta; Hemiptera; Aphididae. The record is from RefSeq and is a predicted model, not a curated record. The transcript is spliced from 7 exons. The coding region runs from base 348 to 1088 and encodes 246 amino acids.